CCGAUACGACCAACAUCACACCACGUGCUCAUUUACUCAACGUCAAAUCAUCCCCGUAUGGCCUACAGUAACUCACUCCACCUAAAACAUUUAUUCCAUCCAUUUUUUUUUUCUAUAACAAACUAAAUAACACAUUCCGUCUAAACCUAGUGAUUAAUUACUUUACAAAUUACCAGCCAAAAAAAAUUUUAUGUGAUUACAAGUGUAAUUAAGUAUUCAUCUAUUAAUCACCAAUCAAAUUAAAAAAAACCGCACACUUAUCGCAUUUGAUAGCAUAAAGUUUAUUUUGAAAAAUGAUUUGUCGUCAAGUUGCAUCAACUUUAACGACAAUCGUCCUGUUAAUUUCAUUCAUCUCCUACGGAGAUGCAGUCGUUUGUUACGAAUGUAACAGCGCAUUCGAUCCAAGAUGCGGUGAUCCCUUUGAUCCUUACAGUCUUGGUACAGUAAAUUGCAGUUUCCAAGAGCGUCUUGAGCACAUUAACACAAUUGAGCCGACAAUCUGCCGUAAAAUUUCCCAGAAAGUUUACGGUAAAAUAAGAGUGGUAAGAGGCUGCGGAUUCAUAACAGAUGUAAGAGAUGACGCCGAGUGUGUAAGAAGAAGCGGUACCCAUGACGUAAUGGCGUAUUACUGCUCAUGUACUACAGAUCUUUGUAACAAUUCAAAUUACGUAAUACCCAAUUUUGGAUUACUGCUGUCUAUUUUUAGUAUUGUCUUUAUUUGGACAAUUAAUUAGAGAACCGUCCCACAUAUCAACUGAAUACUAUUAAAAUAAUAAAUAUUUUAAUUAAUUAAUUAAAUAAAUAAAACAGAUAACUAAAAAAUCCAUUUAAUUAAUUAAAUUAGCCGUUAAGUAAAUGAAUGUUUUUAUGAUCAGAACAGGCGCG
Microplitis demolitor is the source of this 885-nucleotide messenger RNA. RefSeq lists its product as uncharacterized. The record is from RefSeq and is a predicted model, not a curated record. NCBI's taxonomy places the organism in Eukaryota, Metazoa, Arthropoda, Insecta, Hymenoptera, Braconidae. Bases 294 to 734 code for a protein of 146 amino acids. The transcript has 3 exons. Gene Ontology annotation, biological process: regulation of synaptic transmission, cholinergic; sleep; positive regulation of voltage-gated potassium channel activity.